AUGGGACGGCCUGGUGCGGCACAUUCAGUUGCCUGGAAACAUCACAACCGGGAGAUUCAGAUGGGUUCCAGGCCGCCUCAUGAUUCAGUUAGGACGAUAUUCGAGAUAUCGCAUUAUAUUUUCAUAAAGGAAACUACUGACAAGGUUGCCGAAAACUCUUCGACAGCCCACGACCGGUUUCUCCCUUCUCGGGGGUCAUCAGGUAGGCGCAGUCCCCGAGUUUCCGUCAACCUUAUGAUCUACUUGAACCCAAAUUGGACUGUUUUCCUUCGAAUACACAACCAUUUGCAAACUAAUUUGGUUUUUUCGAGAGACUCACCUGGAACCCGGGUGAAUCUCUCGUUUGUGAUGUUCUCAGACUGUCGACGUAUCUUCAGCAACCUUAUGAGUAGUACAUUACAAGAUAUACGUGUAUCGCGACAUCUCGAAUAUCGUAGCGACUGA
Molecule: messenger RNA, 444 nt
Organism: Opisthorchis viverrini
Lineage: Eukaryota; Metazoa; Platyhelminthes; Trematoda; Opisthorchiida; Opisthorchiidae
Exons: 3
Coding region: 1-444 (147 amino acids)
Source: RefSeq, a predicted model, not a curated record